Messenger RNA from Dovyalis caffra, 597 nucleotides. NCBI's taxonomy places the organism in Eukaryota, Viridiplantae, Streptophyta, Magnoliopsida, Malpighiales, Salicaceae. The record is from the annotation of a GenBank genome assembly.
AUGAAGAUAGAUGUUACUUUACGUUUUGAUCCGUCGAUAUCACGUCAUUACAAAGUCAUUUGUCUUAAUGUACUGGCUUCAACGUCGGUAGCUAAUCCUGCAAUAUAUAUUUUUUCAUCCGAGAAGAAUUUUUGUUCUUCAAUACUAUUUGACCUAACAAAUGAACAUGCAGUCUCUUGUAAUGGUGCAGUACAGUGGUACAAAUCCAAGGAGAGUUUGUUUCAUUUGGAUCUGAAAAAAGAGACGUUGAACGAAAUGUCAAUGCCUCCCACUUUUAAUGGAACUGCUAUGUACUUUGGGGAGUCUCGGGGCCGUUUACUUGUCGCAGUAAGAGCAUUUCCCUAUGUGAAAGAUUUUGAGGCGGAGUGUUAUAAUCCUAGAUGGACUUCAAGGCACUUAGCGAUAUGCCGGUACUAUUCUCCUCAAUACAGGCCGCUUAUGGGGACUACUGAAUUUUCAGUAUUGAGUAUUACUACUGGUGAAAUGAAAGAGGACGACUGGACGAUUGUUACAUAUGAGGAGGGCGAAGUCUAUUCCAAUAAAAAGUUGGCUAGGGAAAAGAACAAAUUAAGUUUGGGAAAGGAACAAGCUUUGUGA